UAUCAACAGUCUUUAACUUCUCAUCUCUUUCUUCUUCCAUGAGGGUUGAAGUAGUAGUUAGGAAUACAUAUUUUUAAACUCCUCCUUUCUCUAAUCUUAUAUAUCUUUCCAUUCAAUUCAAAAAAAAAAAGAAUCUUAUAUCUUUCCAAAUACAUAAACCCAUGUCCCAAAUUUCCCAUUAAAUAACAAUUUAGUUUAGUGCAAUCUUUUUUCUUAUCUUCUCCCAUCUCUUUACAAAAACUCAUACUAAUACUUUCUUUUAUACCUCUCUAUUUGUAUCCAAUAAUCAAAACCCAUCCCAAAUUCUUAAGGUCACUAAACAAUUCUUGUUUUUUUUUUUUUUUGAUAAAGCUAAAUGUUUUGAGUCGUCCUCAGUGAUGGAUGUGAUAGCAACUACAACAACUAUUGUAUCCGACUUGGAUUCAAGGCAACCCGAAAUCGAAGCUCCGAUCCGGAUCCAGCCCGCGAAGCCUAUUUCUUUCUCCAACGGCAAACGCUGCCACCACAAUCAUCUUGCGUCCGAAGCGGCUGCGGUUGCGACAACUUACAAAGAAUGCCUAAAGAACCACGCCGCAAGAAUCGGAGGUCACGCUUUAGACGGAUGCGGCGAGUUUAUGCCGUCUCCGGCUUAUAACUCCAACGACCCGACUACACUAACGUGCGCCGCUUGUGGUUGCCACCGUAACUUCCACCGCCGAGAAGACGAUCCGUUAUCCGCUUCUGCCGUCGUUCCGGCGAUAGAGUUUCGUCCUCACAACCGUCACCAGCUUCCUCCUCCGCCACCUCCUCCUCAUCCGGUGGGGAUUCGUAGUCCUGACGACGAUGAUUCAGCUUCUCCGCCGCCGAUCUCGUCCUCUUACAUGCUCCUUGCACUCUCCGGAGGAGGAGGAGGAGGAGCUAACUCGGCGGGUCCAAUGUCUAGGAAACGUUUUAGGACAAAGUUUAGUCAGUAUCAGAAGGAGAAGAUGUUCGAGUUCGCUGAGAGAGUUGGGUGGAGGAUGCCUAGAGCUGAUGACGUGGCGGUUAAGGAGCUUUGUCGGGAGAUUGGUGUUGAUAAAAGCGUUUUCAAAGUGUGGAUGCAUAACAACAAGAUUUCAGGACGCGGCGGAGCUAAAAGAGCUAACGGCGGAGUAGUAAGUGGAGGAGAUAGUCGUGAGAGUGUUGUUCCGACGAAUGGGUCGUUUUCUUCGACGUGAGGAAGAGAAUUGAAAACGUUUGAAAAAGCGUCGUCGUUUUAGUGGCUAAUUCUUUUUUCUUUUCUCGGUUAUGAUUUUUUUUUUUAUAAUAAUAAUGUUAGUCAACUGGUCAAGUCUAUUUUAUAUUCCUUCUUUUGUUUUGUAACUGCUGUUAGUAGUUUAAGGGAGGUGAUUUGAGUAGCUUCAGACCAAAUGCAAGAAGAGAGAUAAAAAGAGUAACCUCCUAAAAUUUAAUGACAAAGUGAACUAAUCCAA
Molecule: messenger RNA, 1451 nt
Organism: Camelina sativa (false flax)
Lineage: Eukaryota; Viridiplantae; Streptophyta; Magnoliopsida; Brassicales; Brassicaceae
Source: RefSeq, a predicted model, not a curated record